Jatropha curcas is the source of this 1908-nucleotide messenger RNA. RefSeq lists its product as uncharacterized. The record is from RefSeq and is a predicted model, not a curated record. Lineage: Eukaryota; Viridiplantae; Streptophyta; Magnoliopsida; Malpighiales; Euphorbiaceae.
CUAUGAUUCUUGGAUAGGUCGUAGGUCUGGUUUGUGGAUAGAGCUUUAGAUUCGGUACAAAAUACUGACUCUAAUACACAUAAAUAGAGAGAGAGAGAGAGAGAGAUAGAGAGAGAGGGAGUAGGAUUAUGUAGAAAAUUGGCACUGGUAGGCUUUUGGCUUUUUGUGCUUUUGUCCAACGCCUAGUGAGAAAAAGCAAAUAGAAAACAGUAGAAGCAAGGAAUUCUUAUAAGAGCUACCUAAACCGCUCAAAAACCCCCCACCUCUGUCUUUCUGUCUCUCUCAUUUCUAUUUCUUUUUCUUACUUGAAAAGAUCUUUGGUUAAGUCUCUUUGGUCAAGUACAGUGUGGUUGGUUAAGUAUGGACAACCAAAGAAGUUCUCUUCUUGGCUGGGCUUAUUAUUGCCAAGGAAAGGUCAAAUUGUUUAUGGGAAUACUCUGAUUUGACAAAAAUGCAGAACAUGGAAGAAUUAAGGCAUUCACUUUUGUACACUAGUUUGGAGCUUGAGCAAACAAGGGUAACAGCACAAGAAGAGCUAAGAAAGAGAGAUGAUCAGUUGAUGCAUCUAAAAGAUCUGCUUAACAAAGCCAUAAGAGAAAGAGACGAUGCAGUGGAAAAAUGCCAAAGACUUUUGUUUGAGAAGCUUUUGUUUCAACAGCAGCAGCAGCAGCAGCAGCAACAACAACAACAACAAAAUGCUCCUCUUUCUGGAAUUUCAAGCAUUGAAGAUGAUCCCAGAAGAGCAAUUGACUCUAACAAUGGGUUUUCUUCAUCAGAUUGUGAAGAAAGCAUUGUUUCGUCUCCUGUUAUUGAUCCAAUUCCACAACCACCACAAUUGAUACCAAACACUGCUUCACCACCACCGUCAUCUAUAGAAAUGAUGCCUCAAAAGCCUUUACCUGAAAAGGGAAAGCUUUUACAGGCAGUAAUGAAAGCUGGGCCUCUUUUACAAACUCUUCUUCUAGCUGGACCACUUCCUCAAUGGAGACACCCACCACCGCCACUCGAGUCUUUUGAGAUCCCACCAGUUACGAUCCCUUCACCACCGCCACCGCAACCGCCACAGCUCCUCCGUCAAGACUCUUUACUAAACAUUAAUGGUUGCAAUAAGAAAAGAUUACUCUCUAAUGGCUCUGACUCUCCUACGGAGACCAAGCAUCAAAGAAUACUUCUUCAUUGACAACUAAAACAACAUAAUUUUAUAAAUAUUAUAUAUCAAAAUUUUUAAAUACCACUAAAAAGCUAGUGAGGAAAUUGAAUUUGGAGUGAUGGGUAUGUUGAUGACUGAUCUUGAUCUAGCAUUUUUGUACAGAAGGUUUGUUUUAGAGAAAGAGAAGCUUCAAGUGAGCUUUAGCUCACUGGUCUUCAAAAUUGUGAAGUCCCAAGUCUAAUUUACCAAAAAGAAAAUUAAAGACAAGGGAAGCUAUUCCAAGUUGACUGAAGUGGAGAGAAAGAAAGUUAGAUGAUGGGGUUGUUCUUGGCUUUUUUUGUGCCAGUUUCUUGGGUGAAGAUUUUCGUCUUUUACAUUUUGUUAGUUUUUGCUAAAAUGAUAUGUGAAAUGGAGAAUGGUUUCUCCAAAAUUGCUGUGGCAUGUAAAAUUGUAACUUUAGGAGGGGUUUAGUUUACUAAUAGUUAGUGAGUAAGCUUGAGAAUGGCAAGAAAAGACUAGAAAAAUUUCAGAUGAUUUGGAAUUGGGUGUGAAGUUGUUGGGACUGGAAGAUGGGUAAGGCCAACAACCAUAAGGUCUCAUAGACCUGCUUGUCGGGUUUAGUGGAUCCCACAAAUCAGAAUCAGGAUCUACUACCGUUGUGAUGUAUGAUUAUAUUACUCCUUUUUUUGAGGGCAACUAUAUGAUUAUAUAAGUGCUAAUCUUUUGUUUUCUUUUAAUUUAUUUUUAUUUUAUUUUUA